This is a messenger RNA of Panicum virgatum (switchgrass), 1231 nucleotides long. RefSeq names its product glucosamine 6-phosphate N-acetyltransferase 1-like. Gene Ontology annotation, biological process: UDP-N-acetylglucosamine biosynthetic process. The coding region runs from base 78 to 569 and encodes 163 amino acids. Gene Ontology annotation, molecular function: glucosamine 6-phosphate N-acetyltransferase activity; monosaccharide binding. Gene Ontology annotation, cellular component: endoplasmic reticulum-Golgi intermediate compartment; endoplasmic reticulum; Golgi apparatus. Lineage: Eukaryota; Viridiplantae; Streptophyta; Magnoliopsida; Poales; Poaceae. The record is from RefSeq and is a predicted model, not a curated record. The transcript is spliced from 2 exons.
UCCGGUGUCCGAUCCGUCAGGCCCACCCGCCCCUUCUGCUUGUUGUACGACGCGUCCACGAUUCCACGAACACAUUCAUGGAACCGCCGCAUGCUCCAGUCGCGGCGGAGGCCGGCGCCGGCGCCGGCGACGCUUACACCAUCCGGCCGCUCGAGCUCUCGGACCUCUCCAAGGGCUUCUGCGAGCUUCUCGCACAGGUCUCCCCUUCUCCGCCGCUCUCAGAGGAAGCCUUCCGCGCGCGCUUCGCCGAACUCGCGGCGCUGGGCGCCGACCACCUGGUCCUCGUCGCGGAGGAAGCCGCGACGGGCCGCCUCGCCGCAGCGGGGGCGAUUCUGGUGGAGCGCAAGUUCAUUCGGCGCUGCGGCCUCGUGGGCCACCUGGAGGACGUGGUGGUGGACGCUGCCGCGAGGGGGCGGGGUCUCGGGGAGCGCCUCGUGCGCCGCCUCGUGGAGCACGCGAGAGGGAGGGGGUGCUACAAGGUCAUAUUGAACUGCACGGCGGAGCUGAAGGGGUUCUACGCCAAGUGCGGCUUCGAGGAGAGGAAUGUCCAGAUGGGGCUCUACUUCUGAUCCAGCUCAGCUACCUUCACCUACGUGAUGCUUGGGUACUCCGGAGCAGAAGACGCGACGAGUAGUAGCAGGGCAUGCGUGUGACGCUUCCAAGUUGGUGUAGAUGCUCAGACGCUUCCGGGGAGGACAGAUGGUAGGAGCGGGACUUCAGAGGAGUGGUUUUUUCUUUUUGUCGUUCUUUUUUUUUAAGAACAUAUCGGGUGUAAACCACAAUUUCGUGAAAACCCAUACAAACCAUGACAAAAGAAGUCGUCUAAAUUCACCAAAAAAUCACACAUAUAGUUGAUAUAAUGAUACACAACCUUGUAAAAUAUCUUGUCCAAACUCGACUUAAUUUGUGAGAUAUUAAAAUAACAAAUUUCAAACCAGAAAGUUGUCCAUAUGAUUUGUUAGAAAUUUGUUAUUUUUAUAUCUCACAAACAAAGUCGAGUUUGAACAAAAUAUUUUACAAGAUUGUAUAUCAUCAUAUCAUCUACAUGUAUGAUUUUUUUGGUGGUUUGCACAGGCUUUAAUGAAGGUUACGGUUUUCACUAGAUAUGUUCCCUUUAACAUUCACUAUUGUACAUUUGCCACAAAGUUGGAUCUCGAGAGGUGGACUUGUGCAGCCAUCUUUUCAUAAUUCUUUUAAGUUUCUAACGGUACGAGCUUGAGAUGGACGUUCA